This is a messenger RNA of Physella acuta, 1106 nucleotides long. Its product is annotated as peroxiredoxin-2. Lineage: Eukaryota; Metazoa; Mollusca; Gastropoda; Physidae. Gene Ontology annotation, cellular component: cytosol. Gene Ontology annotation, biological process: leukocyte activation; hydrogen peroxide catabolic process; response to oxidative stress. The record is from RefSeq and is a predicted model, not a curated record. Gene Ontology annotation, molecular function: thioredoxin peroxidase activity.
AUUGUGUGCGCCAUGAAAUACCGUGGCCUGCACGAAUGGAUGGCUUACGGUAAUCGUGUGCGCAUGUUUUAACCGGCGGCACUGGUCUCGCCGUGCUAGUUGCGUGACAGACACAUUCGCUGUGACCUAGGCUAGUCUUCACAUGUCUGGAACCAGGGAAGGCGUCACCCUAAUCAGGGUGGGAACGAAACCAGCCAGGACGAAUAGAUCCGAACCCACGGCAGACAUCUCUAGCAUCCUGUCGGCUACCCACAUAGAUCUAGCUCUGAUUUCAGACGAGACAAAAAUGGCAGGAAUUGGAGAAUUGUUUAUCACAAAACCAGCCCCUGAGUUUGAAGCUGAGGCUGUUGUCAAUGGGGAAUUUAAAAAAGUGAAGCUGGCAGACUACAGGGGAAAAUAUGUGGUGCUCUUUUUCUACCCAUUGGAUUUUACAUUUGUUUGCCCCACUGAGAUCAUCGCCUUCAGUGAUCGUGUGCAGGAAUUCCGUGAUAUUGGAUGUGAGGUGUUGGCAGCUUCUACAGAUAGUGUUUUCUCACAUUUAGCAUGGAUCAACACACCUCGCAAACAAGGUGGUCUUGGACCCAUGAAUAUCCCAAUCAUUGCUGACAAAACCUGUGAAAUCUCUAAGAAAUACGGUUGCUUAAAGCCAGAGGAGGGCAUUGCCUUCAGAGGCUUGUACAUCAUUGAUGACAAAGGAAUUCUCCGUCAGAUAACCAUUAACGACCUCCCUGUUGGAAGAUCAGUUGACGAAGCGCUUCGUUUAGUUCAAGCUUUCCGUUACACAGAUAAACACGGGGAAGUGUGCCCUGCUGGGUGGAAGCCAGGGAAAGACACAAUCAAGCCUGACUCCAAGGGUAUCCAAGAAUACCUGAGCAAAGAAAACUAAUCGCCCAAAGUUGCACGGUUUAGUCACUGAGUAAUGUUAAACGCAAGUAUUUUUGUAUUGAUGUACAACCAGUUCUAAUACUUAUGGUUUAGUGUUUCUGUAGGCAUGUACUGAAUUCUACAACCUUUUGAUUGCUUUACAAUUGGUUAAUUUCGUAACAUGACUCAUAACUAAGAUUUACUGCCAAUAUGGAUUUAGGAAUAAAAGGUUUUUCACUUGA